UCGGUAAUUCUGUUUCUCUUCCUGAUAGGGCUUGGUGUGCUGCACCGGGGCAGAAUGGCUCAGGUGCCCCCGACGUUCGAUGACGUGGCCGUGUAUUUCUCGUGCAGUGAGUGGAACAGCCUGAGCCCCACUCAGAAGGAGCUGUACAAGUGGGUGAUGAGGGAGAACUACGAGUGGCUGCUCUCUCUGGGUUACUCCGCAGACAAGCCGGAUAUCGUGGCCCGGAUCGAGGUGGGAGAGGAGCCGUGGUCCGAUGGCGGCCCAGACAAAGCAGCCGCCGGCGAAUCCGACGUCCAGACCGGCAAAGCCAAGCGGGAGGUCGAUAGAGCGACGGUGGUGAAAGUCGAGGCACCCUUUGGAUAUGAAGCUGGAGAGGCCGUCGUCUCUGCCGGUCAGGGGGCCGAGUCUCAGGACUUCGCCCCCCCCGCGUCGCCCCCGGGUGAUAGGCCGUACCAGUGCUGGGACUGCCUGAAAAGUUAUAAGCGGAGUGCUGCGCUGGCCAAGCACCGGCGGACGCACGCCCGGGAGAAGCCGUUCCGCUGCUCCGUCUGCUCCAAGGGCUUCAUCCAGAACUCGGACUUGGUGAAACAUCACCGAAUCCACACGGGGGAGAAGCCGUACCGCUGCCUCAUCUGCGACAGACGGUUCGCGGAAAGCUCUGCCCUGAUCAGACACAAAAUGACGCACAGCGCCACGCGCCCCCCUCCGCGGGGCAAGAAGAUCUGCCUCAAGGGAUCAGAUCUCAGUAGACCCGAAAUGACACGCGGGGAGGGUGGCACCGGUCUGUCUCCGGGGGCAGCUGAAGCGUCGGGUAGCGGCUCGGACCCCUUAAACUCUCGUAAGGAGCCCAUCGGAGUUGCCGGCACUCCUUACAUCUGCGCGCAAUGCGGAGAGACCUUUAAACAAUGGAUUCCCUUGAACUGCGACAUGCUGAAGCAUUUAAUGACCCACGCGUGGAAAAGACCCUUUCAGUGCCGCCACUGCAACAAGGACUUUGUUCAGAAAUCGGACCUUGUUAAACACGUCAGGCACCGACACGCCGAGGAGAGGCCGUACUCCUGCCGCGUCUGCGGCCUCUGCUUCAGCACGCACUACGCUACUGUGCGGCACGAGCGGACGCGCCAUUAG
Messenger RNA from Spea bombifrons (plains spadefoot toad), 1128 nucleotides. Its product is annotated as zinc finger protein Xfin-like. Bases 55 to 1128 code for a protein of 357 amino acids. Lineage: Eukaryota; Metazoa; Chordata; Amphibia; Anura; Pelobatidae. Gene Ontology annotation, biological process: regulation of transcription by RNA polymerase II. Gene Ontology annotation, cellular component: nucleus. The transcript is spliced from 5 exons. Gene Ontology annotation, molecular function: DNA-binding transcription factor activity, RNA polymerase II-specific; RNA polymerase II transcription regulatory region sequence-specific DNA binding. The record is from RefSeq and is a predicted model, not a curated record.